GAACCAACAAUGGCCAGAGUCCCAGAAUGUCAGGAGGAGAUGAUGGAGUUCUGCAGCAUGAAUGAAGAGAUGCCAUUCUAUGAAGAUCAGCCUUGCUUGACUAAGAAUGCCUCCCAAAGCCAGAGAGAGUGUGCAUCAUGCUCCCAAGUUCACUGCACCUGUGAGCUGAACAUUCAAGUAAAGAUCUCCAAGAAGAUCCCAACGAAGGGCUUCCGGAAAGCUGUGGUGAUUGUGGUUGCUGUUGAGAAGAUGAAGAUGAAAGCCAGGGUGUUCACUGAUGAUGAUUUGCUGAGCAUUCUAAACACCGUCUUAGAACCUGUCUCUUUUGAUAACAGUGAAUGCACUUACGCGACAGAUAGUGUUUACCGCUUCACCCGAGCCCUCUCCUAUGAUAUCCAAGACAUUAAGCAAAGGUCCCUCGUCCUCAAUCAGCCGGCACAGCUGGUGGCCAUGCACCUCCAAGGCACUAACAUUAGUCAAGCAGUUGCACUAAAAAUGGCAGUAUACCGUCCAAAAGGCACCGUAAAGAAUCCUAUUGCACUGGGAAUCAAAGGGAGCAAACUCUGCUUGUCUUGUGUGCCAAAAGAGGGAGCAGAAGGGCAGCCGGAGCUACAGUUGGAGGAAGAAAACAUCCUUCGGAACGUUGAAAGAUCCAAACUGGGUCGCUUCAUCUUCAACAGGAUAGAUGUCGGGAACACCACACGAUUCGAAUCAGCAGCCUUCCCUGGCUGGUUCAUCUGCACCUCCAAGCCCAACACAGCAGUUGGCAUGACUGACCAGCCAGGAGAGGUCUCAAUUGUAGAUUAUGCUCUCACCAACCAAAAGUAGCUGGUUUAAACCAAGUGCUUGCAUGCAGAAAAAUAGGUGGUGAAGGUCAUUAACAUAACUCAUUAGCAUAUGUGCCCCCCCAGCCAGAAACAAUCUGAUGCAAGAAAGGAGAGCCCCAGGCAAGUGAGUCCAGCUUGGGCUGGCUAGAGAUCCAGGCAGCCCAAGCAGACCUUGCUCACCUGGGGCUCUUCUGGGCCACCCCCCCCCCAGUCAAAAGACCAGCAAGCCACCCGCCACCUAAAAUCACAUAAGAAGUGGGAAAAGGGUGGCACAGGCUUCUCCAGGGGUUAAUGAGGGCCCCUGGUGGCUGGCUGGCUGCCCGCUCUUCUAAUCCAGGGAUUGUUAUGCAGCUGCACCUACUAUUCAAUGGACAAGGUAGGUAGAGGGGGAGCUGUCAGAAAGGUUCAGGAGCUGUGCUUCUGUGAGUUCCUGCUGAAUCUGAGGCCUGCUUGUAUGUACUAUGUACACAUCUUGUAAUCUACGUGCAUUUUGGAGCCUAUGUUUUUUACAGAUCUUGACAGCACUUUCCCUGGAGGGAGAAUCUCCUAGAAUCUAGGAGAAAGCACUUAAUAAUGAGAGAACUCUUUAUAAGAGUAUUCCUCACUGGAUCUCAGCAAGUGCAGGCUGGGAUCUGCUGAACAUGCUGCCCAGGUUUUAUUUAAAGGGAGAGGAAGGGGAAGACAUGUAAUAUUUUACCACCACACUGUAAGCCAUUGUGCCUUUAAAUAUUUAAUAGUUACUAUUUUUUUCUGUUAAUUACCAAACACAAGGUUAUAAAUGUGGGUUUAUAUUUAAUAGAAGUAUUUAUUAAUAAUUUAUUAAGUUUUACUGUUCUGUCUUGGCUAUGUUUUAAUAAAUUAUUCAGCCUGU
Heteronotia binoei (common prickly gecko) is the source of this 1698-nucleotide messenger RNA. It is a transcript of the gene IL1B, whose product is annotated as interleukin 1 beta. Gene Ontology annotation, molecular function: cytokine activity; interleukin-1 receptor binding. Lineage: Eukaryota; Metazoa; Chordata; Lepidosauria; Squamata; Gekkonidae. The transcript has 6 exons. The record is from RefSeq and is a predicted model, not a curated record. Gene Ontology annotation, biological process: cellular response to lipopolysaccharide; inflammatory response to antigenic stimulus; cytokine-mediated signaling pathway. The coding region runs from base 10 to 828 and encodes 272 amino acids.